AUGGGUGCCCUCAAGUAUGUCGAAGAACUUCAGAAGAAGAAGCAGUCGGACAUGAUGCGCUUCUUGAUGCGCGUUCGCCUUCGCCAACUUAAGGUCAUCCACCGCGCAAGCCGCCCCUCGCGCCCCGACAAGGCCCGCCGUCUCGGAUACAAGGCCAAGCAGGGUUACGUUAUCUACCGCAUCCGCGUCCGCCGUGGAGGUCGCAAGAGGCAGGCUCCCAAGGGCGCCACCUACGGAAAGCCUACCAACCAGGGUAUCAACCAGCUCAAGUACCAGCGCUCUCUCAAGUCCACCGCUGAGGAGCGUAUCGGCCGCCGCUGCGCCAACUUGCGCGUGCUCAACUCCUACUGGAUCAACCAGGACUCGACCUACAAGUACUACGAGGUCAUCUGCGUCGACCCCCAGCACAAGGCCAUCCGCCGCGAUCCUCGCAUCAACUGGAUCACAAAGCCCGUCCACAAGCACCGCGAGGCUCGUGGUCUCACCGCCACCGGCAAGAAGAGCCGUGGUCUCGGCCGUGGACACAAGUUCAACAACACCACUGCUGGAAGGAGGAAGACCUGGAAGAGGCACAACACCCUCUCCCUCUGGCGCUACCGUUAA
Messenger RNA from Alternaria ventricosa, 603 nucleotides. RefSeq names its product 60S ribosomal protein L15 (gene RPL15). Bases 1 to 603 code for a protein of 200 amino acids. Gene Ontology annotation, molecular function: RNA binding; structural constituent of ribosome. Lineage: Eukaryota; Fungi; Ascomycota; Dothideomycetes; Pleosporales; Pleosporaceae. Gene Ontology annotation, biological process: cytoplasmic translation. Gene Ontology annotation, cellular component: cytosolic large ribosomal subunit; ribosome. The record is from RefSeq and is a predicted model, not a curated record. The transcript has 5 exons.